AUGCCAAAGUGCAAAUCGUGGAAAAAAUCUCGACAACGAAUCGAGAUUGACGAUUUUAAUGAUGCAUGUCAGAAGUCUGACAACUUUAUUCAAAUCGCAGAACGUCAACUCAUUUGCACGAUGGCAAUGACAGAUGAGUGGUACAAUGUAAAUGUGAAAAAACCGACUUUGAAUAGAAUUGAAGAGUUCCAAGAGAAAGAUUCAAACUGGAAACUUGAUUCUAUUCAAAGGUUGGAGGUGAACAUUAACAAGUACAAUCCCAUGCGCGCUGGCUCUUAUAUCGACUUACCACUUGCUAUUAAAAAGAAGCAAGCAUGUAUUAAUGUUCAGAAUGUAGAUAAUCAAUGUUUUAAAUGGUCAAUUUUGUCAGCCUUACACCAAGUUGAAAAGCAUUCAGAUCGAGUUUCAAAGUACAGACCUUAUGAGCACACGCUUGAUUUUACUGGAAUUGAGUUCCCUGUUGCGCUAAAAGAUAUUUCAAAAUUUGAGGCUCACAAUAACAUUUCAGUGAAUGUCUAUGGUCUUGUGAAAAAGGAUGAAAAGUUUACAGUGGCACCUUUACAUCUUUCAACGCAAAAACAGGUUAUGCACGUGAAUCUUCUACGAAUUGAAGACCACUACAUUGACGAAAAUCUUGAUGUGGAGGAGGAGGAGGACCAAGUAGCCAUUAUUUCUUUCAACUACCAUUAUGUGUGGAUCAAGGAUUUAUCAAAGCUUGUCAGCAAUCAACUGUCAAAACAUAAUGGCAAAAAAUACAUUUGUGAUCGUUGUCUACAUUAUUUUAAAAAAGAAGUAAAGCUAACCGAACAUGAGAAAAUCUGCCGAAAGAUGUGUGAGACGAGAAUUGUGCUGCCAGAACCAAGGAAGAAUAUUGUUGAGCUUAAAAAUUAUUCAAACAAGGAGCGUGUGCCCUUUAUUAUCUACGCAGAUUGUGAAAGCCUCUUAAUUCCUUCUGAAGCGCCACCAGAACCUAGAAAUACUGAGGUUUUUCAAACUCACAAAACGCUCAGUAUUGGCUAUUACUUGAAAUGUGCCUUUGAUGACUCUCUAUCUGUAUACAAAGCAUCUCCUAAAGAUGACGAAGAACCGGCUAAAUGGUUUUCAAAAAAAAGUGGGAAGUAUCGUGGACCCGCGCAUCAAGAUUGUAACAUUAACUAUCACGAAUCACAGACCAUACCCGUUGUUUUUCAUGAUCUCAGUGGCUAUGACGCGCAUUUCAUUAUUGAUGCCAUUGCUACUGGUUUUGAAGGUAAUGUGUAUCUGCUUUCCAUAAACAAGGAAAAUGACGACAAAAUCCAAUUGUUAACGCGCAAAGGAGUUUUUCCCUACGAAUACCUUGACUCUAGGGAAAAGCUCGACGAAACAGAAUUACCACCUAAAGAAAAAUUGUAUAGCACGUUGAAUGAUUCAAAUGUUUCAGUUGAAGAUUACACACAUGCGCAGAAAGUGAAUCAAUGUUUAACAGCUUACGGUCUUGAUCCAGCACACUACUAUACAACGCCUGGACUGACAUGGGAUGCUAUGCUAAAGUACACAAACAUAAGGUUGGAACUCCUCACUGAUAUUGACAUGGUUAUGUUUGUCGAACGCGAAAUAAAAGGUGGGGUGAGUCAGUGUACAAAUCGGUACGCGAAAGCUAACAAUCCUUACAUGGAGAAUUUAAAUGAAAACGAGGAGACAUCUUCUAUUAUGUACUUCGACGCAAACAAUUUGUAUGGUUGGGCUAUGGUCCACUCACUUCCCUGCGGUGGCUUCGAGUGGGUAGAAAAUGUAGGCAAUGAUUUUGAUUUUAAUGUUUCAGAUAAUGGGUCAAUUGGAUUCAUCUUGGAAGUUGCUCUCGAUUAUCCAGAUUAUCUUCACGAUAAACAUAGCGACUUUCCUUUUUUCUCUGAACGCUCGAAGCCACCAGGGUCAAAAGAGCAGAAGCUCCUAACUACCCUCCUACCGAAACAUAAGCACGUUCUCCAUUAUCGCGCUUUAAAACAAGCUAUUGACAAUGGUUUAGUUUUAGUUAAAAUUCAUCGCGUCUUAAAAUUCAAGCAAUCUACUUGGCUAAAGACUUACAUUGAUUGUAAUACUGUCCGAAGAACAAAUGCUAAUAACGAGUUUGAAAAAAAUUUAUUCAAAUUGAUGAACAAUGCUGUAUUUGGCAAAACAAUGGAGAACGUGCGAAAACAUGUUGACAUAAAACUUGUGACAAAGUAG
Molecule: messenger RNA, 2205 nt
Organism: Leptopilina heterotoma
Lineage: Eukaryota; Metazoa; Arthropoda; Insecta; Hymenoptera; Figitidae
Exons: 5
Coding region: 1-2205 (734 amino acids)
Source: RefSeq, a predicted model, not a curated record